AUGGCUGAAAUUGUUGUUAGCGCCGUCAUCACCGUACUGUGUGAGAAGCUGAUCUCUGGUGACCUGAUGAAGCUCGCUCGAACUGAAGGAAUCGAUUCUCAGCUGCACAAAUUGGAGAAAACAUUGCCCCUGAUGAAAGCUGUGCUUGCUGAUGCAAACCAGAAGCAUAUAACAGAGAGAGCUGUUCAAUUGUGGCUGAAUGAUCUCCAGGAUUUGGCUUACGACAUUGACGAUAUAGUAGAUGAUUUGGCCACAGAAGCUCUGCGACGCAGUUUGAAUCAAGAGGCUCUUGCCAUCAUCCCAAGUUGUUGUACUACGUUCACUCCUGGCAACAUUAUGUAUGGUCCGAAGAUGAGGUCUGAGCUAGAUGAGAUCACUGCAAAAUUGCGUGAUCUUGUUGACCGGAAAAAUGAUCUGGGUUUGAAUGUGAGUGUUGAAAGGUCAAAUAUAACAGAGAGACGUUUGGAGCAAACAUCACUAGUUGAUGAGUCUAAAAUCAUUGGUCGGGAAGGGGAUAAAGAAGCAUUGCUGAAGAAGUUGUUGGGAAAGGAAGAAUGUGAUGAAAAUGUGAGCAUAGUGUCGAUAGUUGGUAUGGGUGGAAUAGGCAAAACCACUCUUGCCAAACUUUUAUACAACGAAGAGAAAGUGAAGGAUCACUUUGAACUCAGGGCAUGGGUUUGUGCUUCUGAAGAGUUGGAUGUAUUUAACAUCAGCAAGGCUAUUUUUGAAGCUGUAGGUGGGGAUGCCAAAAGGUUGUCUAAUCUUGAUUUGCUUCAUGUGGCCCUCAAAGAAAAACUUUUAAAGAAGAGGUUCCUACUUGUUCUAGAUGAUGUCUGGAACGAAGAUUACAAUAAGUGGGAACUCCUCCAGAGCCCUCUCCUUGUCGGGGCACCUGGAAGCAGAGUUCUUGUCACAACCAGGAGCACCAAGGUUGCAUCGGUGAUGGACUCAGAAGAAGCUUUUGAUCUGGAGGUUUUGUCAAAUGACGAUGCUCUAUCAUUAUUUGCUAAACACGCGUUAGGUGAGAAAAACUUUGACAAACAUCCGACACUUAAGUUGCUGGGGGAAGGUAUAGUGAAGAAAUGUGGUAGACUGCCUUUGGCUUUGAAAACACUUGGGUGGGUCUUGAAGGGAAAUAGGAAUGCUGAUGAAUGGGAGAAGUUGUUGAACACUGAGAUAUGGAAUAUAAAUGAUGGAAGUGAGAUUCUUCCAGCUCUAAGACUAAGCUAUUAUCAUCUCCCUUCACAUUUGAAGUUAUUGUUUGCAUAUUGCUCCUUAUUUCCCAAGGACUAUGAGUUUCAGAAGAAUGAUUUAAUCCUACUGUGGAUGGCAGAAGGAUUUUUGUCCCAAUCAGAUGACAACAAUCAAUGGAGAGCUUGGGUAGUCAGUAUUUUGAAGAGCUCAAGUUACGGUCGUUUUUUCAACAAUCAACGCAUGAUCAAUUAG
Messenger RNA from Lactuca sativa (garden lettuce), 1446 nucleotides. RefSeq names its product putative disease resistance RPP13-like protein 1. The record is from RefSeq and is a predicted model, not a curated record. NCBI's taxonomy places the organism in Eukaryota, Viridiplantae, Streptophyta, Magnoliopsida, Asterales, Asteraceae. Gene Ontology annotation, molecular function: ADP binding.